GCUGCUCUGGGCGGCGCUGAGCUCCAGGAGGAGCCCCUCACCAAUCAGGAGCCGGAGGUCUGAAGCAGCGUCACAUUUCACAGCCGGUCCCACAGUUUAAGAGCAGCGAGUCUCUGCAGUCAGCUCCACAUUUCUCCUGAUCAGAGAGAGAAGAAGUCAUGGCACGAACCAAGCAGACCGCCCGUAAAUCCACCGGAGGCAAAGCCCCCAGGAAGCAGCUGGCCACCAAGGCUGCCCGUAAGAGCGCCCCGGCCACCGGCGGCGUGAAGAAGCCUCACCGUUACAGGCCCGGUACCGUGGCUCUGAGAGAGAUCCGUCGCUACCAGAAAUCCACCGAGCUGCUGAUCCGCAAGCUGCCCUUCCAGCGCCUGGUCCGAGAAAUCGCUCAGGACUUCAAGACCGACCUGCGCUUCCAGAGCUCCGCUGUCAUGGCUCUGCAGGAGUCCAGCGAGGCUUACCUGGUCGGCCUCUUCGAGGACACCAACCUGUGCGCCAUCCACGCCAAGAGGGUCACCAUCAUGCCCAAAGACAUCCAGCUGGCCCGCAGGAUCCGUGGAGAGAGAGCUUAAAGUCACCCGCUACCACACCAUAACAACAAAACGGCUCUUUUAAGA
Messenger RNA from Centropristis striata (black sea bass), 614 nucleotides. Its product is annotated as histone H3. NCBI's taxonomy places the organism in Eukaryota, Metazoa, Chordata, Actinopteri, Perciformes, Serranidae. Gene Ontology annotation, cellular component: nucleosome. The transcript has a single exon. The coding region runs from base 159 to 569 and encodes 136 amino acids. Gene Ontology annotation, molecular function: structural constituent of chromatin; protein heterodimerization activity; DNA binding. The record is from RefSeq and is a predicted model, not a curated record.